Messenger RNA from Huiozyma naganishii CBS 8797, 1362 nucleotides. RefSeq lists its product as uncharacterized. Gene Ontology annotation, biological process: transmembrane transport. The transcript has a single exon. Gene Ontology annotation, molecular function: transmembrane transporter activity. Gene Ontology annotation, cellular component: fungal-type vacuole membrane. The record is from RefSeq and is a predicted model, not a curated record. Lineage: Eukaryota; Fungi; Ascomycota; Saccharomycetes; Saccharomycetales; Saccharomycetaceae. Bases 1 to 1362 code for a protein of 453 amino acids.
AUGGCCAUGAACGUAUGGGUGGAGGUGAAAAGUGCUCCACGGGAUAUCAAGCUGCUAUGGGCGUCCGUCUUUUUGAGAUUACUGUCAUUCGGUGUGACUAACCAACUGCUGACUCUCUUUCUUAGAGAGCUGCAUAUGCGGGAGGAUAAGAUUGGGUUGUUUAUGUCGCUGACACUGGCAGGGGACGUUGCUUGUAGUUAUGUGUUGACAUGGUAUGCGGACGUCUGGGGUCGGAGGAAAGUCUUGAUGUACGGUGCAGUGAUGAUGUUCCUGUCAGGGCUAGUGUUUGCGACAUCUGAGAGUUUCAAUAUGUUACUUGUGUUUGCCAUAUUCGGGGUCAUUUCUCCAUCCAGUGAUGAGGUGGGACCCUUCAAGUCUAUUGAAGAAUCGAUGAUUGCACAUUUAUCUCCGAACAACAAACGACCAGAGAUCUACGCUAUCCACGGUUUUGUGGCAACUCUGGGUGCAGCUCUCGGUGCUAUUAUUAGUGGUGCCUUUAUUCAUACAUUGAAAUACACCUUUGGAGUUGAAUCCGACUUGAAAUGCUAUAAGUGGGCUUUCGUACUGUACGCUGCGUUUGCUUUGGGUAAACUCAUCAUGAUGUCUUUACUAUCUGAGAGAACGGAGUUGGAUAGUCAUUUCCAUAACGAACAUUUACCCGCGGAGAGUAUCGUGACAGACGAGAUGGCACCUCUAUUGGAACAGCGCCAAGAAGCUAUCGAAAGAGAAGAGCAACAUCAAACGCAGCAAGCUCCAAACAGCAGCUUAUCUAAAGAAACGGUCUCCAUUUUAAUGAGGCUUUUGGUGAUAUUUAUGACAGAUUCUUUAGGUUCUGGAUUUAUGACUAACGGUUGGAUGGUAUACUACUAUAAAAAAUGGUUCCAUAUGAAGGCGUUAGGGUUAGGUACUCUGUUCUUUUGCACCCAGUUAGUAAUGACUGCGACAAUUUUCCCAUCCUCAAUUCUGCCAAGGAUUUUUGGUCCAGUGAGAGCCACGUUGUUGGUGCAAGUACCAUCGGCAAUUUUUUCUAUUCUGAUCCCUUUAGCAUCUGAGCAUUUGUCUUGGUCUAUUUCUUUUUGGUCAAUGCACUUUGGUACUUCAGCUAUGGAUGUGACCUCAAGACAGAUUCUACUGACCAAUUUAAUUAGACCGCAGGACUUGACCAAAGUAAUGGGCGUGGUGAACAUGGGUAAGACUUUUUCUCGGUGCAUUGGGCCCACGUUUACCGGACUACUUGCCAAGAGAGGCUACUUAUGGGUAUGUUACAUUGUAAGUGGUGUGCUGGUAAUGUUAGCUGAUGCAAUCCUGGCUUGUUCGUUCUUGCAUGUUGAUAAGCAAAUCUUGCAACAGAUAAACUCAUAG